AUGAAGUGUCUUCUUCUCCUUGUCCUUUUCAUCUCUUGCUUCUUCGGCUCUCUAUUUGCUAUUAGGCAUUUCCCAACGCCCCCCUAUCCAAGUAUGUAUGGUCAUCAUCAUGAGGGAAUGACGACGACGGGGACACUGAAGCGUCAGAGGAGGCCAGACACGGUGCAGGUGGCUGGGUCUAGAUUGCCGGACUGCUCACACGCGUGUGGCUCAUGCUCUCCAUGCCGUCUUGUGAUGGUUAGCUUCGUGUGUGCAUCGAUAGAAGAGGCUGAGACUUGUCCCAUGGCUUAUAAGUGCAUGUGCAACAACAAAUCCUACCCCGUCCCAUGA
Molecule: messenger RNA, 330 nt
Organism: Microthlaspi erraticum
Lineage: Eukaryota; Viridiplantae; Streptophyta; Magnoliopsida; Brassicales; Brassicaceae
Source: the annotation of a GenBank genome assembly